Papilio xuthus (Asian swallowtail) is the source of this 5534-nucleotide messenger RNA. Its product is annotated as adenylate cyclase type 6. The record is from RefSeq and is a predicted model, not a curated record. The transcript has 31 exons. Gene Ontology annotation, cellular component: plasma membrane. The coding region runs from base 393 to 4571 and encodes 1392 amino acids. NCBI's taxonomy places the organism in Eukaryota, Metazoa, Arthropoda, Insecta, Lepidoptera, Papilionidae. Gene Ontology annotation, molecular function: adenylate cyclase activity. Gene Ontology annotation, biological process: intracellular signal transduction; adenylate cyclase-activating G protein-coupled receptor signaling pathway; cAMP biosynthetic process.
GGGUGUUCUCUCUGUGCAUCCCAAGUUACCGGUGUAUUUCGCGCGUUUCCAUCUUCUUAGGUACUUUCGUCGUGUUGGUGUUUCCUUAACUCUUUAGUGUUUUAAAUACUUUGUGUCCUUCUCUGUGUAUAUAUCAAAUUCCCAUUAAACAAUUAUAAACUUUGGUCCUGUGUGACAUAUUCUUGUGACUAUCUUCUCUCAAAUAAGUGUAGUUGUUAGGAAUAGAUAAUUAGUAGCGUGUACAAUGUGCUUCUUAGUAGUUUUAAAUUAAGUGUAAGUUUUAAAAACUUUAGUGAUCAGAACACUUGGUAGGUUUUAAGAGUUUGUGCGCGUAGUGCGAUAUGGACGCAAACUUCUCGCUCACGACUAGUGUAAGUGCAUAGACAAUCAGUAUGUCGCAUCCGAUGAAGCGCUCGUUCAGUUCCGAGGGCGGGGCGACAUCCAGGAGGGAUUGGAAGAUGCGGCUCAGCCUCCGCAGCCGCAGCGGACGUAGUGCUGACCCGCCGCGUGGUCGGCGCUGUGCGUCGCUACGAUCCGCGGCGACCGAAGGCCGCGACGAUUCUGGCCGCAGCACCCCCUCCGCAGCCGCCCGGGCCUCCCCCUCGCCCGCAGAUACGCCGGCACCGAAGAAGUCCAACUGGGAAGUCAUCGAGCACUUCUCAUCCAGUCGCAGCAAGAAGAGCCCGACUGCCGUGGAAUCUGAUGGUGCCGGGCCAUCGUCUUCACCGGCGCUGCCGCUAUGUCCGGCCGGCCGGCCCGACGCAGAAGUCGAACCUCUGCUAAAUGAAGAAGUGGGCACCGAGGGUGCCGGGGCGGACGGCGCCGACUCUGAGGACUCGGACACCGACGACGGCAUCUGGAGCCGCUGGGUACAGUACCUCCCCCCGCCCCUACGCACUGUUUGCUCCUCUCACCGAUUUGACAACCUCCAUGUGGAGAUGCUGUAUCAGCGCUACUUCUUGCGCAUGAACCAGACCAACAUAACACACCUGCUGGGACUGCUCCUCACGGUCACCAUGGCACUGAUGGUGGUGCAAAUACAGUCCCUACUCACCGCUGAGAGCUACUUCAGAGACAUCUUGACACCACCAAACUCUACUACGAUAUAUACAAAUGAACAACACAAGCCAGAUCCUCAGAGGGACGUAUACCUUACCCUUGACGACUUGUACUACGCACGAGACCGCAUCGCCCACAUUAUCUGCGUCAUCGUGCUGGCGAUUGCCUCCCUCAUCUAUGGCUGCCUCAUCGCUUGCCUUAGCCGGCCGGCGAUGAACGAAAUAUAUCUGCUCACCAUAUCCUACGUCGUCUUGGGCACAUUUUUCCUUAUUGAACUGGCACUUACUGGGACCCUGGUUUAUAGAUCGUUGAGUGUGAGCUGUGGCGUUUGCGUUCUGUUCAUCUACGUGACGUAUGCCACGCUGCCGGUGCGCCUGCACGAGGCCGCCAUCGCAGGUUUCUGCCUCGCAGCCAUCAACAUCAUCGCACAGCUCAUACUCUUCGAAGCUACGAAAACUCAGAUCUUUUGCAACGUGCUCGCUUUGGUGAUCAGCAACAUUGCGGGAAUCAUGACUCACUACCCGCGGGAGCUUGCCCAGCGAAGGGCGUUCCUGGAGACCCGCGACUGCGUCGAGGCCCGCCUCGUCACACAGCGCGAAAACCAACAACAGGAACGUCUUUUGCUGUCUGUACUACCGCGACAUGUUGCAAUGGAGAUGAAAGCGGACAUCGCUAACCAACCAAGGCAGGAACAAUUCCACAAGAUCUACAUACAACGCUACGAGAAUGUCAGCAUCCUGUUCGCUGACAUCUGCGGCUUCACCUCGCUAUCGGACCAGUGCACCGCCGAGGAGUUGGUGCGACUGCUUAAUGAGCUCUUCGCCCGUUUUGACCGGUUGGCUGCUGAACACCACUGCCUACGCAUCAAACUCCUCGGCGACUGCUACUACUGCGUUUCGGGAUUGCCGGAGGCGCGCGACGACCACGCCAAGUGCUGCGUCGAAAUGGGCCUCGACAUGAUUGAUGCCAUUGCUCUGGUCCGCGAAGUAACCGGUGUGAACGUAAACAUGCGCGUGGGGAUCCACACUGGGCGAGUGCACUGCGUCGUGCUGGGUCUCCGCAAAUGGCAGUUCGACGUCUGGUCCAAUGACGUCACCCUCGCCAACUACAUGGAGAGUGGCGGCCUCGCUGGACGAGUGCACAUCACUCGCGAGACCCUGCAGUGCCUCGGUGAUGACUACCGAGUGGAGCCAGGCAACGGCGACCAGAGGAACGCCUACCUUAAGGACCACAACAUCGAGACCUUCCUCAUCGUACCUGACGAUACCAGCCGAGUUGACACGAAACCAGCGCAGCCGUCGGCCGCCAACGGCAAUGUGUCGAAGGAAAUGCGCGUCAUGGGACACGGAUCGCAACAUGGGAAGCAUUCAUCUAAGGUUGAUACAAACAAUGAAAAUAAGAAACCCGAGGACGAAGUGAACGAGUACCUGAUGAAAGCGAUCGACGCGCGAUCCAUCGACCGUCUGCGCGCCGAGCACUGCCAGCCGUUCACUCUCAUCUUCCGGGACGGGAACUUAGAAUGCAAGUACACCAAUGAACCCGACCGAAUGCUGAAGGUAUAUUUCAUAUGUACCGUCGUUGUCUACAUCGCAAUUGUCAUCAUUCAACUAUUUAUCUUCGGCAUCACUCCUAUCGUUAUUACGACUAUCGCAACCGGCUGCAUCAUCGUUCUCUGCUGCACCUACGUCAUCCUUUGCAUUGAUUUUAAAUGUACCAGUCCCCGCACGAAGGAAGCCUCGCGCCGCAUCCACAGCAACCGGACCUUAGCCCAACUGAUAUCCUUCCUGAUUGUCAGCACCGUUGUCAUGCAGAUUCAAGUUAUCAUGGCGAUGGACGCGAGCAUUCGCUACAACGUUCAGGUGUACACGCCGCGGGAAGAUUAUUGCACCCAUGACCUUAAUGAGUACUACCUACAGUUGACUCUGAUAGCGAUGUUCGUGUGCGCUGUGCACCAGAUCCUGAUAACCAUGGUGAAGACCAUCCUCUUGGCAGUCACCUGCUUCACCUACGUCGCCAUCACCGCGCACCAGCAUCUCUACUUCGAAGGCAACUACCUCGACUACCAAAACAAAUGCAACGUCGACUGGAACCAGCAAUGGAUAAACAUCGUAACAGCUAUCGGUGCAACGAUUGCUCUUUUACUCCACUCCCAGCAAACAGAAAGCACCUACCGCCUCGAUUUCAUCUGGAAACUACAGGCUAAUGAGGAAAAGGAAGAUAUGGAACACCUAGAGGCAUACAAUCGCAAAUUGUUGGCUAACAUCUUGCCCGAGCAUGUCGCCCAGCACUUCCUCUGCAGCGACAAGAACAUCGAUGAACUGUACCACGAGCAGUGCGAGUCAGUGUGCGUUAUGUUCGCUUCGAUCCCGAACUUUUCUGAAUUCUACGUGGAGCUCGAGGGCAACAACGAGGGUGUGGAAUGUCUCCGUCUUCUUAACGAGAUCAUCGCGGACUUUGACGAGAUCCUGGCCGAGGAACGCUUCAGAUACAUCGAGAAGAUCAAAAGUACCGGCGCUACUUACAUGGCCGCCUCAGGUCUGACGGCAGCCACCCGCGACCUGAUCGGCUACCGACACGUGACUGCGAUGGCUGACUACGCGCUGCGUCUCCGCGACCAGCUGCAAUACGUCAACGAACAUUCCUUCAACAGCUUCCGCAUCCGGAUAGGCAUCAACAUCGGGGCCGUAGUUGCUGGGGUGAUCGGAGCGCGCAAACCGCAGUACGACAUCUGGGGCAAUGCCGUCAACGUCGCCUCUCGUAUGGACUCCACCGGGCUACCAGAUCACAUCCAGGUAACGCAAGAGGUUUAUGACAUACUGUCUACCCGCGGCUACCGCCUGCGCUGCCGCGGUAACGUCGACGUCAAGGGCAAGGGCAACAUGGUCACUUUCUUCCUAGAGGGGAUCGGUGACACGAUUGCACCAACCAUCUCUGAUCUCUACUCGAACCCAAUUCCAUCGACUUCUUCUGACCGCAACGGCGGGAGUGGUGCCGGCGCCGUGGUUGCGCGUUGCGAGCCGCGCCGCGCCGAGUUGGACACUCUCUCCGAAGGCUGCACUGACGAGGACGGCGGGCCCUCUCCUCGUGCGUCCAUCCCGCGAGACAACGCAGGCGGGUCAUCGAGCUUGCAGCUGUCUUACAAUGGUUCGUCGUCCCGGGAGAGCCUGGCGAGCGCAGUGCGCGCGCGCGUGCAGCAGCGGCUGCAGCGGCCGCUCUCCCUCAUCGACGAGCCCACCUUGCCCGCACUUCUCUCCAUCAUCAAGUCAAAGGCAUACUCCUUGGAAUUUGACAGCGCCUUCUUCCAAGACGAAACGAGACGCACAAAUUCACCACUGGCCCAAAUCCAGAAGCGAGUUUCGGGAUCUGAAAACAUUGACAGAGUCGAGAUAAUAGUCAAUAGGCAAGGACCGCGCCGCGUGGUCAGCAUGGCCGAUGUUGUCUUUAACAGGCAACGUCCCACAACGAGCAGCGCUCCCAUCAACAUCAUCGAGAAUCCCAUGAACGCAAUAUAAAUUUAUUGAUUUAUGUUUUCCUUCAUGUAAUCUGUUAUGACAAAAUGGAAUAAUUUUAUCUACAACAUCUUGCACUGAAGGAAAAUAUUAUUGUAAAUAAUCUAAUGUAAAAAAUAGUGUAUACAUCAUUGACUGACUUCUCACCUAACAUCAGGUAGGAUCGCGGUCAAGCGCUGUUUUAUUAAUCGUAAAAAAAAACUCAUAUAAAUAAAACAGUGCUUGACUGUUUGUUCAUUUGUUUCAUCAAAAUUUAAAUCGAAAAUAUCACGGCUUUAACUUAAUGAAUUUAUUUAUGCAAUUCAAAAUCGGCUUUCAAAUUAGCCGGACUUGACGUUUUAUAAAGACUGAAUUUAUACAAUGAAAUUAAAACUAACUACGUUUCCUCGAAACAUGACUUACUCUUAUCGAAUUUAUGACACGUAACUUGUAUAUAAAAGUGGACAUUGGCUGAAAGAUUUGUUGUUUAUUGUAAAGUGAUUGUGAUUGCUAAUAUGAGGGUAAUAAAGAUAAUCAAGGAUUUUUGGUGAACUGUGUGUGGCAAUUUCGGCUGCUAUUUGUAAAUAAGUUUAUUUUAAGAAGGUAAGUCUAUUUGUCGAUAUCUCUAGGUAAACUGUCAGACCAUAAGUAUCUGUAUAUAUGUAUUCACUUAUAGUAUAUGACAUCAGUAAUGGUUUCAAGUUUUUUCGUAAAAAAAUAAUUAAAAACUAACAAAAAAAAAAUUUCGGUUGAUUUUGUUAUAAACUUGAAACCAUCUUUAUCAGUAUUAACGCCUCCAUCUGCAAUAGAAGCUGUUUUCAUAAUAAUUCCCACGUUUUCUUCUCUUUACAUAGUAUUUUUUUUGUACAUAUGUAUAUAUAUAGUAAUGGCUCUGUUUACAUUCACCCCCGACUGAACCUAGACUUACGUUUUAUUACGUUUAGUGAUAUUAUUAAACAGUUUUAUUGAUCUAUCUGAUAUUUUAAA